Molecule: messenger RNA, 1490 nt
Organism: Hyphopichia burtonii NRRL Y-1933
Lineage: Eukaryota; Fungi; Ascomycota; Pichiomycetes; Serinales; Debaryomycetaceae
Gene: PGA38
Product: Pga38p
Exons: 1
Coding region: 67-1437 (456 amino acids)
Source: RefSeq, a predicted model, not a curated record
UCUCACUAGUUUCAAAUCAUCUUAAUUACAUUUUUACCAAUUACAACAAAUAACAUUCGAUUAAAAAUGAAAGGUUUUACUACUGGCCUUCUCUUCAUAGCUUCCGCAGUCGCAGAUUCAACCAUACGAUCCACCAUCAUAUCAAGUACUUGUAGCGACUCGGCUGCUUGUUCUGCUUCCAUAGUGGCUCCGUCUUCUUUCCAUUACUCCAACACAUCUGCUAGUAUUACUGAAAAUAUUAAAGCUGCUCAAGCUACCUCUUCCCAUAAAGGUACUACAUUAUAUGCUUAUGAUACCGUUUCUGAUGAAGAGAUUGAAGAUAAAACUUAUACUGUUUGUGACGAAAAUUCUUCUUGUUAUGUCACCACUGAUGUUCUGGGUUCUACAACUUUUACAACUACCGUUGAUGGUAUUUUAACCACUAUUGUUACUGCAACUGCUGAAACCACCAAUGCUACUGAAAAAACUGCUGAAACUGGUAAGAAAGCAGUUGCCACUCAAACCGACGCUGACUCUUCUAGCGCUUCUGCUUCUGAUCCUUCUACUGCUUCUCCAGCUAAAGUUUCUAGUGCUGCUCAUGCUAACAAGGCCGUUAUCAGCGGUAAAGCCGCUAUUACUGAUUCCGCUAGUGAUAAAUCAACUGAUUACUCAUAUGAAACUGACUAUGCCAAUAAAGUAUUUGAAGCCACCAUCACCUCAUGCGAAGGUGUUUCAAACUGCCAUACCACUGUUGAGUUACAAUCAUCAACUACUUAUACGACAACUGUUGACGGUGUUUUAACUGUUGUCACCACUGUUUGUCCACUUUCUGGUGAAGCCUCUGCAACUGCCGAAGCCUCAACUACCGCAGGUGCCAACACUAAAGCUAAAGUUAUUUCAGCUUCAACUGCAACCAAUGUUGAAACCAAUACCUCCCCAGAAAUUACUCCAGGUAUUAAUACUGUUACUGAUCUUAGUAGAACUAUUGUAACCAUCACUUCAUGUUCUGAUCACAAAUGUUCAAAAGUUACUCAAACCACUGGAUUGACCGCCUACACUGUCACUAAAGGUACUGAAAUCACCGCCUACACCACUUUCUGUCCAUUGUCAGAUGAACAACCAACCACUAGUGGUGAAGUUGCAGCUGCUUCUCAAACUGAAACCAGCCCUGUUACUACUACCUCCACUGGUACACCAAUUCCAUCUAGUGGUGUAAACACAGCCGCUACCACUGGCACCGCAGAAACUUACUCAACAGUUAAUGUCAUUACCGAUAAUCUCCUUACCCAAACACCAUCUACCGGAACCACCUUGGUUCAACAAGGCACUUCUGAAUCAUCAAGCCACGCUCAACCUAGUGAUUCCAUUUCCGUUUACCAGGGUGCUGCCAACUCCAAAGCUGUCAAAUCGUCCGGUAUCAUUGGUUUGAUCACAACCUUCUUCUUGAUGAUGCUUUGAUCAACCAAAUAUGAAAAAUUCAAAAAAAGUGAAAAAAAUGAAAUAAAGCAAAA